Molecule: messenger RNA, 846 nt
Organism: Temnothorax curvispinosus
Lineage: Eukaryota; Metazoa; Arthropoda; Insecta; Hymenoptera; Formicidae
Exons: 5
Source: RefSeq, a predicted model, not a curated record
UCGGGUUACGCUCUUUUCCGCACGCUGGAUCACGGCAAGUCGAGUGCAUCCCGCCGCGUGCCCUGAGCGAUGAUUGAGCAUUUUCCAAGUCCGCCUAUCUGGUGCGUGGAGCCCGCGCCUCCGCUACUCGUUCCGGUCGUUGCAAUUCCGGCUCGCGGCAAGAUUUUUGAAGAAUCCAAUAGUGGCAACAAAACUUACUUAUCGCUCAAUGAGAAGUUUUCUCUACAGAGAGCAGAUACGUCACAGACCAGAAACACCUCAAACUAUUGACGAAUUUGAGAUGGCCCUAAGAAAUUAUCGACCAGUCGAAUAUAUUUAUAAGGGCAUAGCAUUAUCCGACAACGGCUAUAAAGCAAUAAUAUUUACAAGUGAGGCUUUACUAGAUGCUUUGACAGCAUCCACAGAAAUUUAUAUGGAUGGUACGUUUUCGGUCGUUCCCCGAACGCCGCCCUUUGCACAAUUAUAUACCAUACAUAUAAGAUAUAUGGACACGGGUGUAGCUGUCCUUUUCGUAUUGUGUGAGAACCGCACGAUGGAUCUGUAUAGUGCAAUUUGGCGAAAGAUAAAAGAACUCCGUCCGAAUGCACUGCAAAGAGUGCAAUUGGUCGUCAGCGAUUACGAACGCGCGGCUAUGACGGCUGCAAGGGAGAUUUUUUCGGAAGCACGAUUAACCGGCUGCUGGUUUCAUUUCAAUCAGGCCGUAUUAAGACGUUGGAGAGCUUUAGGUUUAACGGCAGCCCCUAGAAAGGUCCUCGGUCUUACUAUGGCCUUACCGUUGGCACCGGCCGAUGAGUUCGAAAGAGAAUUGCAAGUAAUUCAAGAGGAAGCUGAUAUGAUAUCGAUAAG